Molecule: messenger RNA, 750 nt
Organism: Diversispora eburnea
Lineage: Eukaryota; Fungi; Glomeromycota; Glomeromycetes; Diversisporales; Diversisporaceae
Source: the annotation of a GenBank genome assembly
AUGCCCGCAUUCGCAAAAUUUUUUUCAACUCUCAAGGGCUCACGAGAAAUAGUUAGAAGCCGGCCUAAUCACGACCUCACCAUUCAAGCAUAUAAAUUUAAUGAAGAUGAUUUAAACGUGCUGAAAGUGAGAUUUCAACUGGCAGCUGAAGACCACGUUAUUUCUAAUAUUCCUAACGAGAAAAUUGAAGAAUUUCCAGAGAAAUACUUUUGUCCCAAAGUAAACAGAAAAAUGCUCAUAGAUGAAGAUUUCGAUAUUAGAAAAAUUAGCAAUUUUUCGGAUAGUCCCAUUAGAACAUUCUUUCGUAAGAUGCAAAUCGUUACGAGAAACCCAUUAGGAAUGCCCGAGUCUAGAACAGAUGAUUUAGUAGCUGAUUUGCUUCGUGUUGUUAAAAUGAAUGAUGAUCCCUUGAUGAUAGCACAACAUCUACCAAGAAAAUUAUAUAUUUUAAAUGAGCCUUACGUUUCGGCAGAACCUGAAUUUGUGGUAACUAAAGGAGUAAUAUCUAUGGUUUUUGUAGAAGAUAAAACCUUAGAAAAUACCAACCGUCUUUGUGCUUAUGGAGAAAUGCAAAUUGCUGCCGAACUGCUUGCUUGCGAAAAUGAUAAUGUACGUGAAGAUAGCAAAAUCACUGAUCAGGUUUUAUUUGGUGAAAAUGAUAAGAAAAGUGGUCUUGAUCUUGCACACCCAGAUGGAAGGAGAAAAGUGUUAACUGCAUUAGCCAAAAUUCGUCAAUAUCUUUUGAAAUAG